Dufourea novaeangliae is the source of this 1170-nucleotide messenger RNA. RefSeq names its product clavesin-2. The transcript is spliced from 5 exons. The coding region runs from base 95 to 958 and encodes 287 amino acids. NCBI's taxonomy places the organism in Eukaryota, Metazoa, Arthropoda, Insecta, Hymenoptera, Halictidae. Gene Ontology annotation, cellular component: membrane. Gene Ontology annotation, molecular function: phosphatidylinositol bisphosphate binding. The record is from RefSeq and is a predicted model, not a curated record.
AGCGUCCUGACGGGAGGAUCGUUUUGCUGGCGUGAACGCGACGGGGAAUCAUCGGCAUCUCUACGAGGAGAAAAAACGAAAACAAACGAACACGAUGUCGUUCGAGCUCGAAGUGGAGCCACCGGGACCGGAAGCCCAGGCCGUGGCCCUGAAGGAGCUACGGGAGACGGAGGAGAACGUACGAGAUGGGAUCCAGGCCCUGAAGAAAUACCUCGAGGAAGAUAAGACGCUAUAUUUCAAGACAGACGAUGAGUUUUUGAUGAUCUUUCUGCGACCAUGCAAGUUUUACGCACAGAGCGCGUACGAGCUGAUGAAGAGGGUGGCCGAGUUCAAGGAGAAGAACGCCAGCCUCUUCGAUAAUCUGAUGCCAACGGACGAAAAGGUCGCUUUUCUCGAGUACAACGUCGUGAACGUCCUGAAGGGACGGGACCACAAGGGUCGAAGGGUGUUGCAAGUCAAUCCCGGGAAGACCUGGGACCCGUCCAAAGUUAGCGCCGAUCAGAUACUACGAUUGCUCUAUUUGAUCCACGACGUCGCCAUGUUGGAGCCGGAGACGCAGAUAUACGGGACCGUUGUGAUAAUGGACUUCGACGGGCUGACCAUGAAGCAAGUGAUGGGCUUGACGCCAUCUUUUAGCAUGAAGCUCCUGCACUUCAUCCAGGAGGCCAUGCCGCUGCGUCUCAAAGAGGUUCACAUCGUGAAGCAACCGUUCCUGUUCAACAUGGUCUGGACGAUGUUCAAACCGUUCGUGAAGGAGAAGCUGAAGAAGCGUAUGUUCUUCCACGGGCACAAAAUGUCGUCCCUUCAUACGCACAUCCCGUCGAGCCAUUUGCCGAAGAACUAUAGCGGCGAUCUGCCGGAAAUCAAUUACACCGGCGCCGAUUGGUACCCGACGCUGCUUAAAUACGAGGAUAAAAUUAAAGAAUGGAACACGUAUGGGUUCAACAAGAACAACUAGAUCGCGACCAAGGGAAACUAUGAAAGGAGGAUUGUAGUCAUCGAAUCCUUGAAAAUGUAAAAUCUUGUUAUUGUGAUCACCCACGGUGUAAAAUGUACUUUAAGUGUUUCACGGAUCGUUAUUGUUGCAUAUCUCUGAUCGAGUUGUAAUUAAUUGUUACUUUUGUACGCCAAGGCAGUUGUUUCUGUAAACUAUAUAUAAAAAUCGUUUCA